Molecule: messenger RNA, 2814 nt
Organism: Eriocheir sinensis (Chinese mitten crab)
Lineage: Eukaryota; Metazoa; Arthropoda; Malacostraca; Decapoda; Varunidae
Product: ETS domain-containing protein Elk-3-like
Exons: 5
Coding region: 63-1565 (500 amino acids)
Biological process (GO): cell differentiation; regulation of transcription by RNA polymerase II
Cellular component (GO): nucleus
Molecular function (GO): DNA-binding transcription factor activity, RNA polymerase II-specific; sequence-specific DNA binding
Source: RefSeq, a predicted model, not a curated record
UUGCUUAAUACUAAUGUUUGUUCGUUUGUUUGUUACAGGUUGGGUGCUGAGGGCAGGCCAGCAUGUCAGAAUGCGUUGACAUAGCACGCCGCAUGGAAGCUGAGGACUCCGAGGGCUCAAACGACGCCCUAUCCCCCGCCAAAUCCAAAGACGGCAUGGUCAACAAUAUCACCCUCUGGCAAUUUCUUCUGGAGCUCUUGUUGAGUAACCAAUACAAGAAUAUAAUCACUUGGACCAACGCCGAGGGGGAGUUCAAGCUGCUCAAUGCCGAGGAGGUGGCGCGGCUCUGGGGUCUCAGGAAGAACAAGACCAACAUGAACUACGACAAGCUCUCCCGCGCCCUUCGGUACUACUACGACAAGAAUAUCAUUAAGAAAGUCCUGGGCCAGAAGUUCGUCUACAGAUUCGUGUCCUUCCCUGAGAUUAUCAAGAUGGAGAACAAAAUCCCUUUCCACGUCAAAAUGGAGAGUCUCGGAGGGAGCAGCGCCCCCCAGUACAAGACAGAACCUGGGACGGGGGGCGGCAUGUCACCCUACUCCCCUGCGGCUUCGGGGCUACAACCGGGCGCCCCCUCCCCUGUGCCACACCACGGGGGGGCACGGCUACCCUCCCCCGCCCACGCCCCCCCACACCACCUCACCUCGCCCCCCCCAGCGCAUAUUGGCUCCUAUUCUUCGCUGGGUCCCCUGGCGCACAUGUACACCGCGGCAGCCUUCUCCCACAUGGCGGCCGCGUCCCUGGGGGGGUACCUCUCUGCCCUGGCGCGGCGCCCCCCCCAGGAAGCAGAGGCCCCACAACCCCCGCCGCCCCCAGGCCCGGCACUCUGGCCUCCUGAUCUUGCCCCGCGGUCUCCCUCUCCCCCGUCGGAUGACUCCCAGGACUCCCCCGCGGCGCCUCUCCAUCUGGUCACGGAGGAGGCGAGCCGGAGGAGGAGGGAGGAGGAGGCGGAGGAGCGGAGGAGGGAGGAAGAGCAACGCCGGCCGAGGUCAAGGUCACCGCGGGAGGGGUCACCGUGCCAGCCGCCCCCUCCGCCGCCGCCGCCGCAUCUACGGUCACCAUUCCGUCAAAGGUCACCGCUACCGUCACCGCCGCCCCUGUCACCGUUAACCCCACCACCAGGCAGGGACUCCACCACAACCACAUCCACCACAACGACUACCACAUCGAAGCCCCGUGGAGCAAAACCCAAGCCCUCCCCCCUGUCCAUUGAGGCUAUCACGGCGUCCCCCCCGGUGCUAUCCCCCCGCCAGCACUCCGCCUGCUCCCUCAAUACCCCCCUGGUCAACCUCCCGUCCCCCCCAUACUCCGGGGUGGGUACCAAAUCCCCUUAUCUCCCCUUUCAAUUAUGGUCAUCUCUCAGCCCCCUUGCCUCACUAAGCCCCCACUACGGGUCACCCAGGGGUCAACAUCACUUCACCUUCCCAGCCCUUACCCAGUACACCCAUCUCCCCCCCCCGGCCGCCCCCACAGCAGCCUCCCCGCUCCUGCCGCCCACUACCGCUUUCGACUUUUCAGCCCUAACCUCCCCCACAGAAAAAUCCACAACCGUUCCUGUGUUGCAAUGACCAUCAGCUAUCCAUGUCUCCUCCUCCUCCUCCUCUUCCUCCCCCUCCUCCUCUCCUUCCCCCCCUCCUCCUCCUCCUCCUAAGGUGUCCAAAGCCGCCUCCUCCUCCUCCCCAGCCCCUCCACAUAGGUAGCUAAAAGGGAGGAAAGGGAGAGAAAGAGAGAGAGAAAGGGUGUGUCAGAGAGAGAGAGAGAGAGAGAGAGAGAGAGAGAGAGAGAGAGAGAGAGAGAGAGAGAGAGGCAGGUUCCUCCCUUCAUUUGAAACGUACACACUCAUGAGGAGACAUGGACGUACAAGCUGUGUAGGUUUUUGUAACACGUACACACACACACAUACACACACGCACACACACAUGUACACACAAUUUUUUUUUUUUUUUGUAGAUAUAAAUCAUGUUUUUAUUAUUAUUUUUAUUAUUAUUUGUGAUGAGAGAGAGAGAGAGAGAGAGAGAGAGAGAGAGAGAGAGAGAGAGAGAGAGAGAGAGAGAGAGAGAGAGAGAGAGUCACAAAUCGAUUAUUAUCAUUAUUAUUAUUAUUAUUAUUAUUAUUAGUCAAGAAAAUGUCAAAUGUUUGUGUAAAUAUAUUUCUUUAGAUUUUAAGUUUACAAAAAAAAAUGUUCAGGGCAUUUUUAACAUACCAGUUGUUUGUGUGUGUGUUUGUUUGUUGGUGUUGUCUUCCUCUUCUUCCUCCUCUUCCUCCUCCUCCUCCUCCUCCUCCUCCUUCCUUUAUCUUCAUAUAUUCUAAUUAUUUUGUUGUUUUCUUCUUCAUUGUCUUCCUCCUCUUCCCCUCCUCCUCCUCCUCCUCCUCUUUCUCUUCCUCCUCCUCCUCCUCCUCCUUCCUUCAUAUUCUUCUUUGUAUUAAUAUUAUUCUUCAUUUAUCUUCUUCCUGUCUUCCCUUCUCUCCUCCUCCUCCUCCUCCUCCUCCUCGUCCUUCAUAUUCUAAUUAUUUUUUUCUUCCUUUUUCUUCCUCCUCCUCCUCCUCCUCCUCCUCCACGAUUUGGAGAAGAAAAAACACAUUAGGAAAACAUUUUAAACUUUAUUUUUCUUUACAAGUUUUCCUCCUCCUCCUGUGUGUGUGUGUGAGAGAGAGAGAGAGAGAGAGAGAGGGGGGGGGUCCUUUAUGUGUCAUGGGGGGGGCAUGUGUCUGUGGGGUCUGUGAGCUGAGAGAGAGAGAGAGAGAGAGAGAGAGAGAGAGAGAGAGAGAGAGAGAGAGAGAGAGAGAGAGAGAGAGAGAGCACCCCCACACACACAC